AGUAAAACGAUGCAUGUUAUCGAUGACUAAACACAGCGACAUUCGUGCCGAGAGCAACUAUGCAUGUUAUCGGUGGCUAAUCACAGCGCUAUUCGUGCUCGAUCGUAGAGCGUCCCGCGUUUUUUUACGUUCGUUUGUUUUUCAGUUGCUGCUUUGAAUUGAAAUUGCCAAAAACAUAAUUAAAAUCGUUUUAUAAAAAUGAGUUCUUUCCUCAAUUUACUAUCGGAUGACUGUGUAAAUUUCGAAAAGUGCGGCGAUGUGAUCGUGUCAACCAAGGAUAAUAUGAUUGGCAUAUAUUGUCAUUUCUGUUGCGACAUUUACACAAAUUUGUCGGAAUUUCUGCAUCAUUUGCAAUGGAUGCACAACAAUCUGCUUGGCUUCACUAAGCCGCACAGUGUUUACACCGUAGAGGAGCUGAUGGCACAGGAAGAUGUGCAAACGCAGACGAAUAUCAGCAGCAGCAGCAGCGAUUCCGGGUUGCCAGCUGAUGCUGCAGCUGCAGCUGAAGCUACCUGCUUGGGGCGCGGCAACAGCUGCAGCAUGGAAACCGAUCCAACAAAUCAGAAUAUUUGUAAGGCAUUGUCCGAAUUGGACUACAGAAAAACGAAGUCAAUAAACAAGAAUGAAAAUGUGUUGCAGUGGCGGGCAGAAGACAAAUGUACACCGUUGUCGGUGGAUGCUGAAACAAGGGACGUACUAGCCGAAGUGGAGGCCUUGUUGGCAGAGUAUGAUCCAGAGACUAAAGAUACAAUAGUUCCUGACAAAGCACAGCCACAGGCGGAAGAUGAAACAGAACAAGGCUCAGAAUUGCAACAAAUGUUGCAACCUGCUACCUCGCCAGAUAUUGAUGAGCUGCACAAAGAACAUCCCGAAACUAAGCAUUUGGAGAACAAACAGAUUCCUGUGGACACAAGCGCGGCGUCUUUCAAAUCCACAGAUUGCAAAGUAAACAACACGGAUACGCAGCAGAACACAGAACACAACUCGAAGUGUGCCCGACCCUCCAACUUUGAAACGACAAAACUAAAAUCCGCCAAGUCCAAGUCCACUUGUGAUUAUAAGAGCUAUGCGAUCGCACGUUCCGUACGCAAGCGGCAGCAACAGCAGCGCUUGAAUAAUAUUAAAAAGCGCAUAGUGCGUUCGCUGGAAAACGAUUCGCGUAAAUUGCAGCACGUACCUCUCAAGCCAGCUAAUGUGGAGACGCUUAUUGAAGAUCUUUUAAAAAUUAAUAGUAUGUCACAGCAAAAGCAAAUGCUGUCAGAAAGACCACCAAUAGAGCCCUUAGCUAAGGCUGAGUAUAAGCUACCGCCCACAAAAAUUGAGCCUAAAUUAAAUACGCAAGGCGCAGAGAAUUCAAAACGUAUCAAAAAUACCACAGGCAGCAGCACAGUUGAAAUCGUAUUAACAGUGUCAGAGUUUAGAGAACCUAUUGCAAAGGACUCAGUUUUAAUUAAUCCAAAGUCCAAUCCAAACCGUGCUUUAGUAAACAAGAUUAAACCCGAGAAUAAAGACACCAUACAGUUAAAAACACAACCUGAACCAAAUACAUCUUCACCGAAACAAGACAAGGAGAAUGCCGUUGUAGUAACGAAUUUACCUUCAAAAUCCUCAAUAAAGACCACAAGCAGCGGCGCAGCGAAAAAAUCUGUGGAGCAAAUCAAAGACCCAGCUCUUAUUAAUCUAAAGUCUCCACUUAAGUCCAAUCCAAACCAAUCAGUCCAAGCUUUAGUAAAGGAGAUUGAGGCUGAUAAGAAAAAAUUUUUAAUUGUACUGAAUGAUAGAAAAGGAAAGAGUUUAGCAGAGACGAAAUCAAAUGCAGCUGACUUGGGUAACACAAAAGCUAAACAAACAACCACGAUGCCAACUAAGACCGUGCAAACACCCGGUCCCCUGAAUUCGGACAAGCCAACGACUAGCAGAUCAGCGCCUAUUGUAAUAAACAAAAUCGAGAUUUUGCCUAAGCUUAAUAUUAAUAACAGGCACAACAGUCAGUUAACAAAAACAAACCCACAAACACAACAGAGAGGACCUAUGAUGGGAUCUUCACAGACCCAAAGCAGCAAUCACAACAAGAAAACGGCUGUUAAGCGAAGAUCUUCGGUCGCAGUCGAUAGAAACCCGACUAUUUCGUCUAAACUGCCAAUCCGGCGACCCUCAUAUCCAGUGCCCAGCACACAAAACCGUCGACUGGAGACAUUUAAAAGGGACCCACUUAAACCGGAAAGAAAUGCAGGCAAACGAAAGCAAGCUACAAAGAAUAUUACGGACUCUUCAAGAGUUGCAGUCGAGGCAAAACGAACAAAAACCGAUCACAGUGCGUCGGACAGUGGCUCACUGAGCUUCAACCUAUCCGACAGCGUAGUUGAGUUUCUACAGAGCGACAUGAAAACCCUAACCAAUGCAGAUAGUUUGCUGCAAUUGGCUGAGCCUGGGGAGCUGGAGCGCAGUGGCGGCGUGGUGAGCGAACAUGAGCAGAAGCAGGCACUGGAGCAACAGAAGGCAACUAAAAUUAAUAUAAAUCCAAUACCCAACGAGCUGCACAAUGAUUUAAGUCUACUUAGAGCAGUUGGGCUAACCAUUAUAAAGGAUGCGACCUAUGAGGAACUAAAAACCAUUGAAUUUGUCGAUGCAUUACGUUCAAGGGCAGCUAAAUUUGGUAUAAUUCUGCGAAAAUACACAACGAAACUACAACACAGUGCCACGAGAUUUAAUAAACAAUUCACACAAAAUAUAGUAAGAGAGUUUCUCAUGUUCACAGAAGAGGUCAACGCCGAAUUCAAGACCAAUUUGAAUGUCUGCGAAUUGAAGCGCAUUUUAAAUUUAAUCAAUGCCUGGCGUGCACAACAAAUUGAUCUUAAGUUCUUCAAAAAGAUCACUCUAACGUCUUCAAUUGAACAUUAUAUGCAGCUGUUCGCCUUUCUGCCCAAGAUCAAUUCUUGUGUGUAUUACUGUGAGUGGUGCGAGGAGAGCAGCAGCAACAAGUCGCGCUACGAGAAGCAUCGUUUAAUACACCUGUGUCGAUCCAUCUGUCCCCAUUGCAAGCGCGUCUUUAAGAAGCAAGGUUGCCUGAUUAAUCAUCUGCGCAACGCACAUGGCCAGGAACAAUUGCUUUGAGCCAUACAACUUCCAGCUUUUGGGUUUCGUUUUAGAUUAACGUUAACCUAAGUUUAAUAUUAUUUCACAUUUACAAACAAACAUAUAUAUCUAUGCCAAACUUAGAGUAAUUUUAGUUUAUACAUUGUAUAAAGAGUAAGCUCAGAUAUCAUGUGCGUCAACGAUGUCAAAGCCAAGAAACAUACAAGUUUCCUUGUGCCAAAAAACCAUAGCUUUUUAACUGAAUACUAUCUAAGCUAAACUAAGCUGAAAUCUAUUCAGUUUUGUAAAAAUUUAAAAACGAGAUCAGAGAUUUCCUUGUUAUAGAUAAAACAUAAUAUGUAUUAGCUGUCAGCAAAUUUAAGGAACAUUAGAAUUUCCUUAUUUUAAACUAAAUAUAGCCUUUACUUUUUGUAUCUAUGCUAAACUAUAGAUAAAACUUAAGUUCCAUAAUAUUCAAUUUUUUUGAAGAUCAAAGCCAAGCAACAGGAGUUUUCUUGUGCCAUUCAACGUAGAGGUUUUACUUGUUAUAUCUAUGCUAAGCUAUAGAUUAAACUUAAGUUAAAGUUUAUUAAACUUUUUUAAUUUAAAAAAUUUAAUUUGUUAGAAUUGUGUUUACGAAAUUGUGUACUUGCUAAAUGCCAAAGCACACAAAGACCGUUACACUCUUUUAAGAAAUGCUUUUUAUCAUUAUAUUGUUUAACUUU
Drosophila montana is the source of this 3800-nucleotide messenger RNA. RefSeq names its product teflon (gene tef). The transcript has 4 exons. The record is from RefSeq and is a predicted model, not a curated record. The coding region runs from base 199 to 3114 and encodes 971 amino acids. Lineage: Eukaryota; Metazoa; Arthropoda; Insecta; Diptera; Drosophilidae.